AUGAAAGAUCGACCGCAUCGGCCUUACCGAGAUCAUCACGGACAGGCGAUGCCCCUCGAGGAGGUGCAAGGAUUGCUACUUCCUCCUUCCAGAACAGGUAACCGGGGACCACUGAAUGUGACGAUUGUACAGGUCGGGAAAGGAAAUGGUGCCGGUGGAGAUGGCGGUGGUGAUUUACUGAGAUUGGAACCGCCGUCGGAUUUAAGGCCGACUCCGUCGCCCUUAUCCGACACCAGCGCCACAUUGCAGUCCGACAACAAUGAUGCUUUUAGCGGAGGUGUCGAUCCAAGAUUAUUGUUGGCCACUGGCGGCGAUCGUAUCACGUGGGAGGGCCGUUACAACGUGAAGGAACAUCGGCGUGCUGGAAAAGCGACUUUCCAGGGUCAAGUUUACAACUUUCUGGAGCGUCCCACCGGCUGGAAGUGCUUCCUAUACCACUUCUCUGUGUGA
Messenger RNA from Dufourea novaeangliae, 450 nucleotides. RefSeq names its product potassium voltage-gated channel subfamily KQT member 1-like. The transcript is spliced from 3 exons. Bases 1 to 450 code for a protein of 149 amino acids. The record is from RefSeq and is a predicted model, not a curated record. NCBI's taxonomy places the organism in Eukaryota, Metazoa, Arthropoda, Insecta, Hymenoptera, Halictidae.